AGAGUUAAAAAACACAAGUUGUUAAGAAGGGACAACCACAUAACCCGGAUUUUUAUUAUCAACAGUCGUCACAUAACAUCACUUCCACUUUCUCAAUAUUCUCUCUUCCUCCUCCCUCUCCUCCACCACCACCACAACCACCACCACUUCUCCUCUUUCUUUUUGUCUCCUUCAAUUCCUCAAUUUUUCAGAAAAAAUUACCUCAAAACCAAGCUAGCUUCUUCUUGUUGGACACUAUAGUGUAUAAUUGAAACAAAGGUAAGUUUUUUAAUUUUAAUUUUUUGAAAUUACAUGUUAGAUUUAUCAUGAUGGAGAUUUUAACAACUACAUCAACAACAACAACCACCACAAACACAAACACUACUCCUUUAACAACAAUUUCAAAACCAUCAGAACCCGAAUCAGAAAACCCGACCCGAAUCCAACCCAUUAACACAACAACAACAACCUCAAACAUAACAAAGCCUUUGUCUUUUUCAAAUGGGGUUCUUAAACGCCACCACCCCAACACUCACAACAACGUUGUUGCUGCUGUUACUUACAAAGAAUGUCUCAAAAACCACGUGGCGACUCUAGGUGGUCACGCACUAGACGGUUGUUGUGAAUUCAUGCCGUCACCAACCGCCACCUCCGACGACCCCGCUUCCAUAAAAUGCGCUGCUUGUGGAUGUCACCGGAACUUCCACCGCCGUGAACCAGAAGAACCGAUUUCCACCGUUUUUGAAUAUCAACCUCACCACCGCCACCACCCACCGCCUCCGCCGUUGUUCCAGUCCCGUUCACCAAGCUCCCCGUCUCCACCUCCGAUCUCUUCAUACCCAUCAGCUCCACACAUGCUCUUAGCACUCUCUGGUGCCGGAGUUGGAUUCUCCAUCCCGCCGGAAAACACAGCAGCGCCGUUAAGCCUUGGUUCUCCGAUGGGAGCUAGUAGGAAAAGAUUCCGAACGAAAUUCACCCAAGAGCAGAAGGAUAAGAUGCAUGAAUUCGCUGAGAGAGUUGGGUGGAAGAUGCAGAAGAGAGAUGAAGAAAUGGUUAACGGAUUUUGCAAUGAAGUUGGUGUUGAUAGAAGUGUUCUCAAGGUUUGGAUGCAUAACAAUAAGAACACUUUGGGAAGAAAAUUGUCAGAUCAUGUGAAUGGUGACGGCGCCGCCGUAAGAUCCGCCGCUGACGGUGUCUCCGGUGGUGGUUUUGGUGUUCAUGAGAAUGAUAAUAAUAAUGGGAUCAAUGUUGCUGUUUGUGCUACUAAUGGAUCUUCUUCUUCUUCUUGAUCUUUUUUUUUAUGAGAGAUUAAAAAAAAUGAGGGAAUAAUAAUAAUUGAUAUGUUUAGAUUAUAUUAUAGAGUAAUUAAGAGUUGCUACUAGUUAA
Vicia villosa (hairy vetch) is the source of this 1365-nucleotide messenger RNA. RefSeq names its product zinc-finger homeodomain protein 10-like. The record is from RefSeq and is a predicted model, not a curated record. NCBI's taxonomy places the organism in Eukaryota, Viridiplantae, Streptophyta, Magnoliopsida, Fabales, Fabaceae. Gene Ontology annotation, molecular function: transcription cis-regulatory region binding; DNA-binding transcription factor activity. Gene Ontology annotation, biological process: regulation of developmental process; regulation of DNA-templated transcription. Gene Ontology annotation, cellular component: nucleus. Bases 306 to 1268 code for a protein of 320 amino acids. The transcript has a single exon.